Triplophysa rosa is the source of this 1073-nucleotide messenger RNA. Its product is annotated as dysferlin-like. Bases 138 to 1073 code for a protein of 311 amino acids. Gene Ontology annotation, biological process: plasma membrane repair; T-tubule organization; negative regulation of phagocytosis. NCBI's taxonomy places the organism in Eukaryota, Metazoa, Chordata, Actinopteri, Cypriniformes, Nemacheilidae. Gene Ontology annotation, cellular component: cytoplasmic vesicle; T-tubule. The record is from RefSeq and is a predicted model, not a curated record. The transcript has 8 exons. Gene Ontology annotation, molecular function: calcium-dependent phospholipid binding; calcium ion binding.
GCCUGCGAGCCCGAGACAGGUCACCAGAAAAAGGAAAAUCAGAUUGUGUCAUGAGUUACUUACUUUGAACUACCGACUCCUCUCCUUUCUUUUGUUAGGGCUUGUUUAAAAUCUAUCCACUGCCUGACGAUCCCUCGAUGCCCACGGUCCCGCGCCAGUUCCGCAAACUCCCACCAAACAGCACAGAGGAGUGUCUGGUACGCGUGUACAUAAUCCAGGCCUAUGGCCUACAGCCCAAAGAUGCCAAUGGCAAGUGUGACCCCUAUGUUAAGAUCACGCUUGGAAAGAAAUCAAUCGAUGACCACGACAAUUACAUACCCUGUACUCUGGACCCUGUCUUUGGAAAAAUGUUUGAGUUGACCUGCUCUCUGCCUCUGGAGAAGGACCUGAAGAUCACACUCUAUGAUUAUGACAUGAUAUCAAAAGAUGAGAAAAUAGGAGAAACCGUCAUCGAUCUGGAGAAUCGCUUUUUGUCCCGUCAUGGUGCUCGCUGCGGCCUGCCACAGUCCUACUGUCUGUCUGGGGUUAACCAGUGGCGAGAUCAGCUGAAACCUACCCAGUUACUUCAUCGUCUGUGCGAGAGACGAAACUACAAGCUUCCGGUCUAUAAGCAAGAUAGAGUCUACUUCAGAGGACAGGAAUACACCGUUGCUGAUCUUGAUGAUGGAAAAGCUCCUGACCCUCACCUGGGACUGGUUCAGGAGCGUCUCGCUCUUUUGGUGCUGAGGAGGCAGGGGCUGGUGCCUGAAUACGUCGAGACAAGACCCCUCUACAGCCCCCUGCAGCCUGACAUAGAGCAGGGACGGUUACAAAUGUGGGUGGACUUGUUCCCUAAAUCUUUAGUCCCACCAGGGCCUCCGUUCAAUAUUACACCACGUAAAGCCAAAAAGUUCUUCCUGCGCUGUAUUAUAUGGAACACAAGAGAUGUUAUCCUGGAUGAUGUCAGUGUUACCGGGGAGAAGAUGAGUGACAUUUAUGUGAAAGGUGGCGGCCGCUUGAUGGCCGCCGCCCCGUGUCUACGGUAUAUCUCUGAUCAGGCCCAGGCCCCAACGGGAGCCCACCAAACCCCCUGA